UUCAAGUCGCUAUUCUAUAGGUGACAAUUUCCAUCUCAAAACUUCUGGCGCCCGCAGUUCCUCGUCCACCAUGGCCUCUCACGAAUCCCAGCCAGACAUCACGCUCUACCGUGGCUUCAGAGGCUCGGGAGCCUACACUUGGUCUCCUUUUGUUACGAAACUCGAAGCUCGGCUGCGCUUCGCCGGACUCUCCUACCACACUGAAGCUGGGUCUUUGUUGCAGGCACCGAAGGGCAAGAUCCCCUACGUCGCAAUUUCUCGGAUGGACUCUGGUCCCAUGGUGCUUGGGGACUCUACGCUCAUUGCUCGGAAGUUAAUAGGGGAUGGCCUUGCGGAGGACCUCAAUGCCAACCUCUCCCCAACGGAGAGAGCACACGAUCUAGCAAUCCGAGCUCUGCUGGAAGAGAAGCUAUAUUUCUGCGUUGCCUACGAAAGAUGGCACGAGAAUUACUAUACUAUGCGAGCGAAGAUCUUUGAAGCGCUACCCUACCCGGCUCAGGUACUUGUAGGUCUACUUGCCUACCGCAAGACCAUGAAGACCGCGUGGGGCCAGGGCAUCGGGCGGUUGUCACCGGAAGAGAUCCAUGCCUUAGUGCAGGAGACAUGGGAGAAUAUUAAUGCACUCCUCAUUGAGUCGAAGAGGAAGAAGACAGAAACGAGCGCCACGGACGCCACGUUCUGGAUCUUGGGAGGUAGUAAGCCAUCUGAAGCGGACGCGGCUCUCUUCGGCUUCAUCGUUUCGGCGCUCGUUUGCACUGCGGGCCCUCGGAACCGGAAAGUGGUGAAAAGCUUUCCCGUGUUGGAGAGCUAUGCGCGAGCGAUCCAUGAUCGUUACUUUCCUGACUAUUCUCUUUGGGAGUAG
Molecule: messenger RNA, 862 nt
Organism: Amorphotheca resinae ATCC 22711
Lineage: Eukaryota; Fungi; Ascomycota; Leotiomycetes; Helotiales; Amorphothecaceae
Exons: 3
Coding region: 71-862 (263 amino acids)
Source: RefSeq, a predicted model, not a curated record